UCCGUGCGAAUACAACGGUUUUGGUGAAGUCAUGAGAAAGCGCCGUUUGUUUCUGUUUUUCACGCGUUAUAAAGCUCCGCCGAGCCUUCAGAUGAUUUUUAUGUAUGCCUUUUCUUCGUCGCAGGGCUUUUAAGAGGUAAACGGGAUAGUCCUAAAUGUCAAAUAGCAGCACGUUGCCUUGGAACAAUCAAACGUGCUUUUCUUCACUUACUUAUUUGAUGUAUAAGUCAAUGGAAACAUACUCGCGUCGAACGGAUUGCAGGGGAAAUACUGCUGAAAAGGUAGUUGCUUCACCGCGUGUUUGAGUGAAAUGGAUGGAUUGACGCUUCCAGACUGACCCGUCUCAUACAAAGUAUGGUUAAAUGCUUUUAAUUCGCCCAAUCUGCUCAGUGAGGCUGAAACAUAUGUUUCGGAGUCUAUGACAAACUCAUUAGAUCCAGCGGAAUCGCUCAUCAGCGAGCUCCCAUAUAUGUUUUAUCUCGGCCUGUUUUUUGUCAAUGUCUUAAUUCUCUACUAUGCCUUUUUAAUGGAAUACAUAGUCCUUAAUGUAGGGAUAGUGUUCUUGCCAGAGGAUAUGGACCAGGCACUGGUGGAUUUGGGGGUACUUUCUGACCCAGCCUCGCUUCCAUACGACACAGACACAGAGCUGGAUGUUUUUGAAGGAUAUCUGGAAUAAACAAACCAUGAAUAUGACACUUCCAGCCGAAGCUUUCGCGGGGAAGUUGUCUUCUGGCCGAUUCAUUUGGUUACUGGAGAACCAUCGUCAAAGGGAACUACAUAUGAUCUCUGCAGACAUAAAAUAUGCUGCAAAGGUCACCUUAUAUAAAAGUGACUCUCAUGAAUACGUAAGUAGUCCGUUUUUUAAUGAUGAUUCAUACUCAAAAAUAUACAUGUGGAUUAAGUGUGGUGUCUCCACAGGCUGUCCCGGCUCAAGAGGACUGACCUGCAAGCAAGCCAUCGUGCCACCUGGAAUAUUUACCUGGAACAGAUAAGCCAAACGGACCGUGGGGUUUUCCAUGGCACAGCCAGCCAUUGUCUCUUCAGAGAUCACAUUCAGGCACUAACCACUACUGUGGAUAUAAAUAUUACAUUAGCCUCUUUAUUUUUAGUUUGCUGUUUAGCACUCAUGCAGGAUUCUGUGUCAGCCCUGCAAGGGCUUGUUAUUAUGCAGAAGCCUUAUACAUGGUCCGCCUCGGCAUGUUUUCACUCCCUUUAAUACUAUUUAAAUGAGCAAUAAGUCAUGAGACAAACCGAGUGUCUGAAUAAGUGUUUUUUUUUUUUUUUUUUUAAGUCUACUUUAUGAACCGCAUAUUUGUGACAGCCAGAGAAUGAUAUAUUCGACUGAGGUUCGUUUAUCCACUCAAUAUAUAUUUAAUAAAUGAUAACUUUCA
Messenger RNA from Carassius carassius (crucian carp), 1391 nucleotides. RefSeq names its product dexamethasone-induced protein homolog. The coding region runs from base 419 to 676 and encodes 85 amino acids. The record is from RefSeq and is a predicted model, not a curated record. Lineage: Eukaryota; Metazoa; Chordata; Actinopteri; Cypriniformes; Cyprinidae. The transcript has a single exon.